Trichoderma atroviride IMI 206040 is the source of this 627-nucleotide messenger RNA. The record is from RefSeq and is a predicted model, not a curated record. Lineage: Eukaryota; Fungi; Ascomycota; Sordariomycetes; Hypocreales; Hypocreaceae.
AUGAGUAAUGCCGUAGGACUCGUACUCUCACUGCUGCUUGUCAGCUUCAUGCAGCCUAUAGCGAUGCAGCCUGGGCUUGCAGCCCACUCCUUUGAAGAGCAUUGCAAAUUAAUCAAGAUCAACUGGUGGCGCCGCCCCUGGGUUCUUCCAGCUCAGCGUCGUCAUGUACCUGUAGUAUUGCCCGGCAGCUGGGCCCUUGUAGGAAAUUGGUUGAGCGAAGUCGUCCAUGAUCUUGAGACCUAUAAGCAAACGACAAAGAGCCUUGCUCGUUCGACACACACUUUGAUGGCAUGGUACGGCGCGGAAGCAUUCCUAGAUGCGCUGUAUGAAGGCGCUGUAGCCAAGCUGCAAACGACGCAAAAAACUGGAGUGGGCUCGGAGAAGGCGGGCUGGCGAAACAAUGGGCUGUACGAGGCCGAAAUUGAGUGUGCCAGGCGAGAGCGUCGAGAAGAUGGAAAUCGAAGCCUUGGUCCGUCCGGGACUUUACGGCUGGAUCAGGCAUCCGCCGAACACACGCGGUACCGGGUACACGACUGUAGCGACGUGCGCGUCACUGCGAACGCGUAUCAGCAACUUUGCAGGUACAGCCAGUCGAGCUGGCACCACGCAACCUUUCAGCAGUGCUAG